AUGCUGUCUGAGCUGGAGUGUGGGAUCUGUUACAGGAUCUAUGAUGUGUCUCGUCGGUGUCCGCGACAGUUACACUGUAAACACAGCUUCUGUGAGAGCUGCUUGCUGACUCUGGCUGCUGAUCAGGCUGGUCGAUGUGAUCCUCACUCCGGAUCCCGGAUCGUUUGCGCUUUUUGCCGGCACACCAGCAGUUUGACUGAAGACAGCAUGAGGGACAGCUUUCCGGUUGACGAAGACAUUCUGGAGAGACUGGUGGCCGCAGGAGUUCUGGAAGAAAGCGCGAGUGAUGAUGAUGAUGAUAAUGAAGAACCGAAACCAGAAACAUCCAGGCAGUGUGAAGAGGAGACUUUACCCAGGACAAGAAGAGGAAGAUUAUGGAGAUCCAUUAAGCGUUUCUGUAGUAAAGUUAAGGGAUCAAAUCGACAAGGCUGUAUGACUAAUGCGGAAAUGAGGGACCUGGCACUGAUGGCUUGCUACAUGAUGUAAAUGACCUGAAAAACCUGGAAACCUGGAAAAGUCUGGAAAAGCUAUCUUUCUGCAAUGGAUUAACAUCAAAGAACUGAACACUGAAGAAGCGUUGAUAGAUUCAUGGAUCCUUUUGAAAGCAUCUGAAAGCUGUCUGGAUCCUGUGUCAGUGAGUUUAUAAAAAAGGAUGGUCAAGAGCAGACUAGAAGGAGGAGGAGUUGUUAAGAUGAACCAGUUACACAUUGUUGAAAUGUUUUGUAUUAAAGUUGUUAAAGCAGUGUUGCAUAUAGCUUUAAGGAUUUCAGACCUAGUUAGCACAUGGGUACAUUUAAGUGGCCUGAUAAUACAAUAUUAUUUUAUUUUAAAUACACUUUGUAGGCCUUGUGAUUUGUGCUAUGUGGAGUACUGGAGCUUAUUUGAUACAUAUGGACAGAUUAUACAUGUUACACCUUUGCUUCCUUAUUAAGGGCAAAACAUUGGGAAUAUUCCAAAAUGUGCUUUCCAGUGAAGUAACACGCUGCAUUUUUAUGAAAGUGUCUUACAGUCCCUGUGAAAUGUCAUAAAUGUGUUUUGCUAGUUCCAAUGAACUUAUAGAAACUCCUAUUGCCCCAAUUCUCUCAGAUUAGUGACAAGGACGUCAUUAAAACGUACACAUCAAUGCUAAUUUCUUGACACAGCCCCAGAUCUUUUUUUGAUCUGUUUUGCAUUCCCAGUCACAUUAAAAUGUUGUUUAUAACCCCUGGAAAUGCUUGUUUUUGAAUCCAGUUGCACACACACCUCAUCUCAUGUAUAAUGGAUUUCUCAUGGAUUGCUGUUUACAUCCUGACUGAGUUAAAUAUUUAUGAACUGUGAAACAGAAACACAUGUGCGUAGUUGUUUGCUGUGCACUCUUCAGUGUGGGCGGUAGAACACACUGAAAAUGCAAUUGUGUCUAAAACAUUUAUUUAUUUAAUAAAGUAUCCAGUAGCAUAAACUAGGCCUUAGUGUUAUCAUAUACUGUACAUUUCUACAUUGUGAAAAGCAGUUUUGUCUGUCUGUAGUUUACUUUUGCACUAUUUUCUGAAAUGUUAGAUAAAUGAUUUUAAAAUGUGAUUUGUAUUGAAAAUGUGAACUUGUAUUACAUAA
Trichomycterus rosablanca is the source of this 1590-nucleotide messenger RNA. Its product is annotated as E3 ubiquitin-protein ligase-like. NCBI's taxonomy places the organism in Eukaryota, Metazoa, Chordata, Actinopteri, Siluriformes, Trichomycteridae. The transcript is spliced from 2 exons. The record is from RefSeq and is a predicted model, not a curated record. Bases 1 to 486 code for a protein of 161 amino acids.